Malassezia pachydermatis is the source of this 1896-nucleotide messenger RNA. RefSeq names its product rna helicase. NCBI's taxonomy places the organism in Eukaryota, Fungi, Basidiomycota, Malasseziomycetes, Malasseziales, Malasseziaceae. Gene Ontology annotation, molecular function: ATP binding; nucleic acid binding. Bases 1 to 1896 code for a protein of 631 amino acids. Gene Ontology annotation, cellular component: mitochondrion. The transcript has a single exon. The record is from RefSeq and is a predicted model, not a curated record.
AUGUCUCGUCCAAGUCUAGUGUCGAGAUGGUUUCGCGUGUCUGCUGUAGCAGAGCUGCCAAGCAGACUUGUACGCGGAUUUGCAAGUAAGGCACCGACACCGGAUACCCAUGGUACCUCGCUGUUUUCGCGCUUGAAGCAGUGGCAUGUCGCUCGUGUUCUGUGUCAAUCACUCACAGGCGUGCCUUUUCGCUUUGAUCGACUGACAGAUGUGCAGGAGCGUGUUUUUUCUCUAUUCCCUGACAUUGCCAAGAGCUCUACUAUGCUUCCUGAUGGCCAGGGACGUGAUCUCUUGUGCAAAGCUCGUACGGGUACUGGAAAGACGGUGGCGUUCCUUGUACCUGCUAUCCAAGCGCGCUUGAAUGCUCUUGAAAACAUCGAUAAAAACAUCCUCACACCCUCUUUUGAACGCUAUAUGAAUGAGAAAUAUCCGGCGGAUAUGAAGGAAAAUUUGUCGCCCAAGCAACUGAAGCACAUCAAGUCGAUCUUUCGUCGCGAGAGUGUAGGCACACUUGUGAUUUCGCCUACGCGAGAGCUUGCUAUGCAAAUUGCCGAAGAAGCCAAAAAGCUCGUCCGUGAUGAUCACCGAAUUGGUGUGCACUUGCUUGUGGGCGGUGUGAAAAGCAUUCGGCAACGUCGCCCAUGGGAAAUGAAGAACCGUGAUAUUGUGGUCGCCACCCCAGGUCGGCUCUUGGAUUUGAUGAGCAUGCCCAUGUUCCGUGACUCGUUAUCGACGACGCAGACCCUGGUUUUGGAUGAGGCAGAUAUGCUCCUGGAAAUGGGGUUCCGCGAGGAUAUUCAGUCUAUUAUUGCGCAACUGCCAUCGGUGGAAGAGCGUAUGACGUUUCUUUUUAGUGCGACGAUGGAUGCCGACAUUGCUGCCAUUGCUCGCGCCUCGCUGCAUGAGCAGCACCGUGUGAUUGAUUGUGUGCCACCUGGCGAAGACAAUGUUCACACCAAGGUUCCGCAAAUGGUGACGACACUAGGCCAUCCAAACGAGGCUCUUCCUCACUUGCUGCGUCUGAUCUCGCACGAUCAGCUUUUGCAUGGAUCUGACAGUAAGAUAAUGAUUUUUACGCCGACCACCAAAACGACGGAUAUGCUCUACAAGAUACUGCAAGAUAUGCAGCCAGCGUUCCCCACGACCUCUGAAACGCGUGUCUUCCGCAUUCACAGCUCCUUGGAUCAGGCGAAACGCUCCAAGAUUAGCCAGCAAUUCCGGCAAUGCAAGUCGCAGCCCAACAUUAUGGUCACCAGCGAUGUCAGUGCUCGUGGCGUGGACUACCCGUCCGUGACGCGUGUUAUCCAGCUUGGAGUGCCGCCUUCGAAAGAAAUGUAUGUGCAUCGUGUGGGUCGCACAGGUCGACGUGGACGAGACGGUCGUGCGGAUCUGGUAAUUUCGGACUUUGAGAAUGCCUUUGUGGCGUUUGAACUGAGCGACAUCCCAGUGGUAGCGCUGGACCAGUACGAAUUUGAACAGGAAGUGCUGGACUUGGCUUCUUCUUCCCAUUCGGCUGUGCGCGAUCGACUGCAGGAUGCUGAGCUGGGCCGUAUUAUUGCCGCAGCGCAGACGCGUGUGGAUCCGACGAACGUCCAAGGUGUAUUUUCCAGCUUAUUUGGGUAUUACUAUUCCAUGCGGCAGCUGCUACGCACAGCCAAUGCAAGUAUUUUACAUGCGGUACAAGACUGGGUUGUGGGCUUGGUCGGUCUAGACAGCCGCCCUGCCCCUACCUGGGCUAUGCGCCAAAUGCUGAGCUCUUCGUCGUCCAGCCAGACCACGUCAAAGAAACGAUCAUACACAAAGAAAGAUCGGUCCUUUUCCAAGCCCUUUUCUCGUACAAACCAGUCUGGGUACCCUAAGCAAAAGCAUACCAAGGUGUACAAGACGCCAUUCUAA